GGGAAAAAUAUGGAUGAGGGAGAAAGAACAAGUACUCUGUGUCUGCGUGUUAACAACAAUCUUAGGAUGUAUAUUUGGCCUGAAGCCUAGCUGUUCAAAAGAUGUGAAAACCUGCAAAGGUCGUUGCUUUGAAAGGACCUUUGGAAGCUGCCGUUGUGAUAAAGAUUGUGUCAAGCUUGGAAACUGCUGCUUAGAUUACCAGGAAACAUGUAUAGAACCAGCCCACAUAUGGACCUGCAAUAAAUUCAGGUGUGGAGAAAAGAGGCGACCAGAAUAUCAUUGUUCCUGUUCAGAUGACUGUGUGGAAAACGAAGAUUGCUGUGUCAAUUAUCAAGCUGUUUGUAAAGGAGAGGCAAGCUGGGUUGAAGAAGAGUGUGAGGACAUUACUGAACCUCAGUGUCCAAAAGGAUUUACCAAGUCUCCAGUGUUAUUAUUUUCAUUGGAUGGCUUCAGAGCAGAAUAUUUGCAGACUUGGGGUGGACUUCUACCUGUUAUUAGCAAAUUACAGAAAUGUGGAACAUACACUUCCAGUAUGAGACCAGUGUACCCUUCCAAAACCUUUCCCAACCAUUACUCCAUUGUCACAGGGCUGUAUCCUGAAUCUCAUGGUAUAAUUGAUAACAAGAUGUAUGACCCAAACAGAAAUGCAUCCUUCACCCUUAAAAGUGAGGAGAAGUUUAAUCCACAGUGGUACCAAGGGCAGCCUAUUUGGCUGACGGCUAUGUACCAGGGUCUGGAAGCGGGUACCUUCUUUUGGCCUGGGUCAGACGUAGCAGUCAACGGAACAUUUCCAAGCCUGUAUAAAAUAUACAAUAGAUCAAUCCCCUUUGAAGAAAGAGUGAUAACUGUUCUUCGCUGGCUGCAGUUACCUGAAGAUGAAAGACCACACUUUUACACUCUGUAUUUAGAAGAACCAGAUUCCUCGGGCCAUAAAUUUGGACCAGUAAGCAGCGGAGUCAUUACGGCAUUACAGAGAGUGGACAACAUAGUAGGGAUGCUGAUGGAUGGUCUAAAGCAAAUGAACUUGCAUAAAUGCCUGAAUAUUAUUUUUGUAUCAGAUCAUGGGAUGGAAGCAGGGAGUUGCAGAAAAACAGCAUAUCUGAACAGCUAUCUAGACAAUGUUCAAGAUUUCAUAGUUGUACCUGGUCCUGCAGCUCGCUUAAGACCUAAUAAUGUUCCAGAUGAGUAUUUCUCUUUUAAUUAUGAAGGGAUUGUCAGAAACCUCACGUGCAUAGGACCAAAUCAACCUUUCAAAGCUUAUAUGAAACAGCUGCUACCCAAGCGUUUCCAUUAUUCCUAUAAUGACCGGAUUGAACCUCUGCACUUCUACUUAGACUCCCAAUGGCAGCUUGCUCGAAAACCACUUGAGAUUAAAAGCUGCACAGGUGGAUUCCAUGGCUCAGACAAUCGCUUCCCCAAUAUGCAGGCUAUCUUUAUUGGUUUUGGACCAGGAUUCAAGUUUCGUACUCAAGUUGAUCCAUUUGAAAACAUUGAAGUAUAUAAUUUAUUGUGUGAUUUGCUUGAUUUGAAACCGGCCCCAAACAAUGGAACUCAUGGACGCCUAAACCAUCUAUUAAGGAACCCUGUUUAUACCCCCCACCAUCCCAAAGAAACAAGCCAUCCUUCUGAAUGCUCUGUGGUGGGUCAAAGAGCCUUUUCAGUGAGCCUUGGCUGCUCCUGCAGGACAGCAGGCUUGCCAAUAAGGGAUUUUAAUCAGCGUUUAAAUCUCACUGAAGCAGAAGUUAAGAAGACAGAGAAACUUACUUUACCCUAUGGACGGCCCAGGGUUCUGCAGAAAAGACAAAAUUACUGCCUCCUUUACCAUUCCCGCUAUGUGAGUGGAUACAGCAAGGACUACAGGAUGUCUCUGUGGAGUGCAUACACUGUGAGCAAAGAUGACAAAUGGGUUUCUGCUACAGAAGAUACCUUCAGCUGUUUACACAAAGAUGUUCGUAUUUCACAGAACCAUAACCAGACAUGUUUGUUUUACAACAGUCAUCCUCACCUCACUUACGGUUUUCUUACUCCUCCAAAUUUUAUGACAGAUGCAAAGAGCCCUCAUUAUGAUGCUUUGCUUACCAGCAACAUUGUGCCAAUGUAUCCUGCAUUUAAAGUGUUAUGGAACUACUUCCAUCAAUACCUGCUACCUGAACAUGCUGCAACCAGGAAUGGUGUCAAUGUAGUCAGUGGUCCUGUGUUUGAUUAUGACUCUGAUGGGCUCUAUGAUACCCCAGAAAAGUUGAAAAGAUACCCUGGUAACUCAGAAGUUCUAGUUCCAACCCACUUCUUCAUUGUGCUGACUAGCUGUAAAAACAUUUCUGAAACUCCUCUGGAGUGUGAAGGGUCUCUGGAUGCCUUGUCUUUCAUUGUACCUCACAGAGAAGAUAACAGUGAAAGCUGUGCAGAUGGCAGGUCUGAGUCCAUGUGGGUUGAAGAGAGAAUGAAAUUUCAUACAGCUCGGAUCAGAGAUAUAGAAUUAAUUACGGGACUCAGCUUCUAUCAAGACAGAAACCAACCAGUAUCUGAGAUUUUACAGUUAAAAACAUAUUUACCAACUUUUGAGUCGGUCUGAUUUUUCCUAUGGAAUGUUAUUAUCCGUUUCACAACUGUUUUGUAAAUAGACUGUUUUUAAUUAAUGAAAACAUUUUUUUAAAUAAGCUGGAACAUUUAUUGAGAACUCUUGACCAAAAUGCCAGUAGGGAGGAGAGUGGGUGCCAUAUUUGUAUCUCAGGGACUCCUGAUGGACUAUUCUUGUGACACAGGAUGGCAGCUCCUGUCAUUCCCACUUGAAUGUGGUAGAGCCUUAUCCGUUACUAUGCUAACAGCAUUUGGUCAUCACAGUCUGAGACAUGAACACAAAUGUUAUCUUUGAUGUGCACUGGAGAGGGAGAAGUUUAUAAAGCAUGGGUUAUGAUCAAUAUGCUACUUUUUAAAAAUACAGAUAACUAGCAAACACAGUUCUGGUAAAGAACUACAUUCUUUGUGACCAUUGAAAUCUGAACAACAGCACUUCUCACUGCAAUUUUCCUUGAAACGUGAAUUACAUUCCGAAUUUUGGGUCUCACAAAAUAGUGCAGCGUUACGGUGCAAGAAGCUAUAGUUUGGUUAGUACGACUGGUAACCAAAACUUCCCCCGGCACGGAAAAGUCUCCUGGCUACAGGAAUGCUGUGGGCUGGGAAGCCAUGGUGUGUUGGUGCCCUCUGGUGACUCCAACACAGGCGGAGAAUUUGAUGCACAAUUUGCAUGUUGUACCGGCAUCCUCUGACCAAGCGGUAUAGGAUGCAUUAAAAAUGAAAAUAAAUGUAAAUGAAAAGAAAUUGAUUCAGGGAUAUCUAUGAACUUCUAGAAAUAAUUACCUUACUUCAAACUAAACUUGAAUUUGAUGAAAAGAUUUUGCUUUAUUGAAGCAAAGAUGUGUUUCUUAGUUUGGUACAUGAUUUUGUGAGCUGUGGUUUUGAAAUCCCAUUUUUGAAUGCAGAGACGAUGUCAGAGAUGCAAACUCUGAAGAAGCAUGUAAUGAGCUUUCUUGGAAACUUUCAGGCUACACAAACAGCUGCUACAGGCACUCAGGAGUGUAGGAAUUCCCUCCUUUUCCAGUACAUAAGCUGUUACCUUUGUAAGUCUCCCACUUUCUAAAUGACCCAACACUGGCUCUGUUGUGUUAUGAAAUUUGGCAUAGUCAAUUACACAUUUAUGUUGUUCUCACUUAAAAAGAAAAUAUGUCACGCACAAGUAUGUCAGAAGAAUGAAGAGCCUGUGACUGAGCAGAGAGACAUUUUACCUUACAGCUUGGUCAGGGCAUGUUGAAGGCUGGAUUCAGAGCCUGCUGAAGUCAGAGGAAGUUUUUCCAUUAACUUCAGUUUGAGCGGGCCGAAAUUCUGGGACCAUUUUUCUUUUAACCAAAUGUAUUUUCUUGAUCUUAUGUUACAACUAUGAUUUUCUUUUUCCUAACAUAGUUUCACUGUGUGAAAUCCAAAUGUGUUGUAGCAACCUCACAUUAUGAUAGGACUGUGACAGCAUUAUUCAGUGUAACUGCUUUGUAACAUUGCCUGUGACCAAUAAAAUUGUUGAAAGUA
Molecule: messenger RNA, 4077 nt
Organism: Empidonax traillii (willow flycatcher)
Lineage: Eukaryota; Metazoa; Chordata; Aves; Passeriformes; Tyrannidae
Gene: ENPP1
Product: ectonucleotide pyrophosphatase/phosphodiesterase 1
Exons: 25
Coding region: 14-2572 (852 amino acids)
Biological process (GO): inorganic diphosphate transport; nucleoside triphosphate catabolic process; negative regulation of fat cell differentiation
Cellular component (GO): cell surface
Molecular function (GO): phosphodiesterase I activity; metal ion binding; nucleic acid binding
Source: RefSeq, a predicted model, not a curated record